UUAUUUUCAUCCGUGGAGGAGGAGGAGGAGGAGGAGGGUGGGUGGGCGAGCGAGCGAGCGAAAAAGAGAGAGAGAGGGGGAGAGACUUUUGUUUAUUCGAACCACGGUCAAUUUCGGUUCGUCGGGGAUUGUUCGAGUCGAUCUCUCGGAGAAGAAAGAGAAGAGAGAGAGAGAGAGAGGGGGAGAGAAUACGAACGAUCGGAUGGAAAUGGAGGAAAAACGUUUUGGAACGGGACUUGGGGGGAAAAAAUGGGAAUCGGAGAGAUGGCGCGGAUCGCACGGUGGACGACGAUCGGAUUGGAACGCAGGAUGGACGCGGCGAGGAAGGAUCCGUGGCGAGAGUCGUGGACGGGAAGAACAGAAAAGGAACAAGAUCCUAGAUAUCCCCCACCUCGGACGUAGAGGUGGUCCACGGAACCGCCUCCGCGAUCUACCAUCCAACGUUCGGUGCGUGUGCCAGACGUGUGCUCGUCCGUUUCUGCCUCUUUCGUACGGACCAACCUGUGCGGUGCACGUUCCCUGAAUGAACCUUAGCAUCCUCGUCGAUCCGCGUUCGUCUUUCUCCUCUAGUCGGUCGGACGGUCGGUUAACCAUCGGAAGUAGUUUGCAUCGCGGCAUCGCAACGCCGAUUCUCUUAUUCUUCUCCCCUUCUCGAUCGACACGUUCCAAUUUUAUUAUCGAGAUCUCACGUUUUGUAUCUCGGCCGCUCGGGAUUUUAUUUUGUCAUCGCGAAUCCGAAAGGAGAAGAAGAAGAAGAAGAAGAAGAAAAUAAAUAUAUAUCUAUAUAAAUAUAUAUUCCAUGCGUUGAAAACCGCGAAACUCGGUUCGGAUACGCGUGAACGAUAUUCGGAUCGAGUGAGAUAACGGAGAGAAGAAGAGGAAGAGGAAGAAAAAGAAGAAGGAGGCGGAGAGGAGUUGAGAAAGAGUGGCGGAAAUCGAUGGAUUAGGCCGAUAGGAUCCCGUCCGGUCCUCGAGAGGAAGGACAAGGGUCGGUUCGUGAUAAAUUACGGCACGAUAACCUCGGAUUAAUUGGACCAAUUGGUUUCUUCGCUACGAGAUUCGAUUGCUCGCGGUGAUUCUCGAUCGCGUUUCACGCGAAGGAAGAGGAGGAACAGUGCGGUUCGAAGAUAAAUCGGCAACGCGAUCGAACAACAAUCGAUUGUCCGCGUCGCACGAAUGUGAACUGUAUCCGUAUCCGUACGAGUAAUCUUUUUCGACGACCGAGGAUCCAGGGAGAGAGAGAUGGAAAGCUAUCAUCACGGCAACGACGUGUCGGGCACGGCGGAAACGGAAGCCGGACCAUCGAGCACCGAACAAUGCAGCAACGAGCAAUGCGCCAACUCGUUGGACGACGCAGUGGGCAAACUGCUUCAAGGCUAUGACUGGACCUUGCUUCCGGUCACUUCUCGCGCGGGCGGUCGAAGAAGCGCUCACGUGAAACGUCCGAUGAACGCGUUCAUGGUUUGGGCUCAAGCGGCGAGACGCAGAUUGGCGGAUCAAUAUCCACAACUUCACAACGCCGAACUCUCGAAAACGCUGGGCAAGCUUUGGAGAAUUUUAAGCGACGGUGAGAAACAACCGUUCAUAGAGGAGGCUGAAAGAUUGAGGAACGCGCACAAAAAGCAACAUCCGCAUUACAAGUAUCAACCGCGUCGACGGAAACCAAAAUCGGAGGAGCAAAUGGGCAUCGUGAUGCAUCGGACCGCCUUAUCCUCUCCGGCCACGUCUCUAGAUUCUACCAACUCGUCCGAAUGCGCGUAUCCUCGUCUAUACACGGAUACCGGGAUCAAAAUGUACGAGAGGCCGACUUAUCACGACAACAAAAUCAAUUACGACGUUUCGAGAUCAAGCUGGUCGAACGACACGAGCAAAUACCCGGCCGAUCAUUCGAUCGUAGAAAGUAAACCGUACGAGGGUGGGAGAUACGAAUCGAACGUGGGCAAGAGUUGCUACGUGGACGCAAAGUGCUACGAGACGGUCAAAUAUCAUCACGAGGUGUCCGCCGCCGUCAAGUAUCACGAAGCGAUUCCAAAAUAUUCGGAAUUGCAAACGAAACCUUACGAUCUACCAAAAUAUCCCGAGAAUCCCUUAAAAUAUCCCGCUGACGUUACCAGCCCGAGUAAAUCGUACGCGUGCGUACAUGGCCAUUACUCCGCUCCCGAGGGAUACACGGUGCAUGAAGAAAAUGAAUAUCAAACGCAGGGAGUCUCGACCCAUUCUUUUUAUCCGUAUAUUUCCGCAUCCAUGACGCAACCACCUUAUUACAUGGGCCCACGAUAAAUCUGGAACUAACAUCGGGAAUGGAUAGCCCGUUGUCCGGGCCAUUGAUAGUCGGUUAAACCGCUUAGCAAUGUUUACUUUCUUUCUUUCUUUCUUUCCUUCUUUCCUAUUUAUUCUUUCGCAAUAAACUUUAAACAACCAAAUAAAUAAACGAUUAUUCACGUUAA
Apis cerana (Asiatic honeybee) is the source of this 2447-nucleotide messenger RNA. Its product is annotated as transcription factor Sox-11. Lineage: Eukaryota; Metazoa; Arthropoda; Insecta; Hymenoptera; Apidae. Gene Ontology annotation, cellular component: nucleus. Gene Ontology annotation, biological process: regulation of transcription by RNA polymerase II. The record is from RefSeq and is a predicted model, not a curated record. Gene Ontology annotation, molecular function: DNA-binding transcription factor activity, RNA polymerase II-specific; RNA polymerase II cis-regulatory region sequence-specific DNA binding.